UCCUGUUCAUGCUGGAGGCCGACAGAGGGGCUUUGUCUUUACUUUCUGGAUCAACUGGUUGUUGUUGUUGUUAUUAAUUAUUAUUAAUAAUAAUAAUAAUAUGAUGAUGAUGAUGACGACGAAUAUUGGCUACAAUCUUCUGUCCAUACUCAAGAUACUCAGGAAUCUUAAAAACUUUAAGAAACACACAAUUUUCAAAACAAACAUUCAGAAAUGGCUUGGGGUUCAGAGGGUUAAUAGACUUUCCAUAUGCUUUGUACGUGUGUAACUGCCCUGGGUAGCUUUCCUCCAAUAAUAUUCGACUUCUUUUUUUUAACCCUCAUGUGACGCUUUGUUAUUAUUGUAAUUAUCAGAUUGUUUGUUCGGCAUCUCGGAAUGUUCCCAGGACACGUUAUAGAUUAUAAAAGUUGAACAGACCACCACAGUGGUACAGCAAGUUACUGAGGAACUGUGGAAAGACAAAUACAGUCAAAUUUAUUUUAAGGUGGGGUAUAGCAGCAAUAUAUAUUCAUAUUCUUCUCAUUUUUGAAAAAUAUGUUUUUAAAUAAUGUACUUAUCUCACAUCCUCUGAAAAUUCAACAGCUGUUUACAGGAGAAAAAAAAACUGUUUAAACUUUAUUUCUGAAAGUGGACCUGGGUAAGACUGAACAGGUUGUUAAGCUGUUUGUUUUGUACAGGCUUGUAGGAGGCGAUGGAAAACAGAUCAUACAGAUACGAGAUCCUCAGGAUUGAAGGAUUGCGGAUCACACCUUACUCCGCUUAUCCGGUGUUCGUUCUUCUUUUCCUGAUCUAUGUGUUCAUUAUGGUAUCGAACAUUGGCAUUGUCAUGAUGAUAGCAAUGCAGAAAUCUCUUCACAAACCAAUGUACCUUCUCUUCUGUAACCUCCCUGUGAAUGAUGCACUCAAUGCUACCGUUGUACUUCCUGGUUUACUCAAAUACAUCUUGGUGGAAUCUGACAGGUAUAUCAGCUAUGCCGCUUGUGUAAUUCAAGCCUUUGGGGUUCACACAUUGGGCACAAAUGCACACUAUAUAUUAAUAAUCAUGGCUUACGACAGGUACGUGGCCAUAUGCGAGCCGUUACGAUACCACACCAUAAUGACUAACAAAAUGGUUGUAGGUCUGUCUGAAACAGCAUGGGUGACUUCUACUGUCCAGGUCUUGAUCGUAUUCUCCCUCUCUAUAAGGCUCUCUCAUUGUACUUCAACGAUAUCAAAUCCCUACUGUGACAAUCCUUCUCUGUUUAAACUUUCUUGUGAGGAUGUGUCUUUAAAUCACAUCGUUGGUUUAUUUAUCACUGUCCUGUUUUGGAUUAUCUCGGUAUCGUCGAUCAGUCUGACUUAUCUAAAGAUCGCACAGGUUUGUCUAAAAAAUCGAAACAGCACACUGAAGAGCAAGGCUAUAAAAACAUGCAGCACCCAUCUGAUUGUGUAUCUCAUUCUCUUUGGAUGUGGCUGUACUGUGAUCAUUUUGCACCGUUUCUCAGCUUAUGAGGGACUUCGGAAUCUGGCCAGUGUCUUACUUUAUGUUAUUCCUCCAAGCCUCAACCCGGUCAUAUACGGCCUUCAAACCAAAGAAAUAAGACAGGGGAUUGAGCAGAUGUUCCUGAGAAGGAAAGUCCUUCCAGGAUGAUUUCCUUAUUAUUGAGUAAA
This is a messenger RNA of Ictalurus furcatus (blue catfish), 1650 nucleotides long. Its product is annotated as olfactory receptor 1-like. Gene Ontology annotation, molecular function: G protein-coupled receptor activity; olfactory receptor activity. The record is from RefSeq and is a predicted model, not a curated record. The transcript has a single exon. The coding region runs from base 692 to 1630 and encodes 312 amino acids. Gene Ontology annotation, cellular component: membrane. Gene Ontology annotation, biological process: G protein-coupled receptor signaling pathway. Lineage: Eukaryota; Metazoa; Chordata; Actinopteri; Siluriformes; Ictaluridae.